Molecule: messenger RNA, 1989 nt
Organism: Emericellopsis cladophorae
Lineage: Eukaryota; Fungi; Ascomycota; Sordariomycetes; Hypocreales; Bionectriaceae
Product: Pre-mRNA-splicing factor cwc22
Exons: 2
Coding region: 1-1989 (662 amino acids)
Biological process (GO): mRNA splicing, via spliceosome
Cellular component (GO): catalytic step 2 spliceosome
Molecular function (GO): protein binding; RNA binding
Source: RefSeq, a predicted model, not a curated record
AUGAUGGCGUCGGCCGAGGUCGGCAUACCUCGUCGCGAGGGACGACCACACCGCGAUGGCGGCGACUCGUACCGGCCCUCUCCUCCGCGUGCGCGCACUCCCCCGCCGCCCAAGACCGAAGAAGAGAAGCAACGGAUAGCAAAGGCUGAAUACGACAAGCUCAUCAACAUGCGCUCCGGCGGCACUUACAUUCCGCCAGCCCGUCUGAGGGCCCUUCAGUCGCAAAUCACGGACAAGACGAGCAAGGAAUACCAGCGCAUGGCGUGGGAGGCUUUGAAAAAGAGCAUCAAUGGUCUGAUCAACAAAGUCAACACGGCAAACAUCAAGUACAUUGUGCCCGAGCUAUUCGGCGAGAAUCUGAUCCGAGGUCGAGGACUGUUUUGCCGGUCCAUCAUGAAGGCCCAGGCUGCGAGCCUGCCGUUCACGCCCAUCUACGCUGCCAUGGCGGCCAUUGUCAACACAAAGCUACCUCAAGUUGGCGAGCUGCUCAUCAAGCGCUUGAUCAUGCAGUUCCGCAAAGGCUUCCGACGAAACGACAAGGCCGUCUGCCUUUCCUCGACGACAUUCAUCGCGCACCUUAUCAAUCAGCAGGUGCAGCACGAGAUGCUGGCGGGGCAAAUCCUUCUUCUGCUAUUGAACAAGCCCUCGGACGACAGUGUUGAGAUUGCAGUGGGGUUCUGUCGAGAGGUUGGGCAGUAUCUGGAGGAGAUGCAGCCGUCCAUCUCCAUGGUCGUUUUCGACCAGUUCAGAAACAUCCUCCACGAAGCCGACAUUCAGCCACGAACGCAGUACAUGAUUGAGGUCUUGUUCCAGGUGCGCAAGGACAAGUUUAAGGAUAACCCUGCCAUCAAGGAGGAGCUGGACCUAGUCGAGGAGGAGGAUCAGAUCACGCAUCGCGUGGACCUGGACGGCGAGCUGGAAGUACAGGACACGCUCAACAUCUUCAAGUUCGAUCCCGACUACGAGGAAAACGAGGAGGCGUACAAGAAGCUCAAGGCCGAGAUUCUCGGCGAGGGCAGCGAUUACGACGACGAGGAGGAAGGCGACGACGAAAGCGACGAAAGUUCGGAGGACGAGGAGGACCAAGAACAGAAGGCCAUGGAGAUCAAGGAUCAGUCGAACGCGGACCUGGUCAACCUCCGCAGGACAAUCUACCUGACCAUCAUGUCGAGCGCUGACCCCGAGGAGGCGGUGCACAAGCUGAUGAAGAUCAACCUGCCAGCUGGCCAAGAGCCCGAGCUCCCUUCCAUGAUUGUGGAGUGCUGUUCGCAGGAGAAGACGUACACCAAGUUCUUUGGUCUGAUCGGAGAGCGCUUCGCCAAGAUCAACCGGCUCUGGUGCGAUCUGUUCGAGCAGGCCUUUGUCAAGUACUACGAGACCAUCCACCGUUACGAGAACAACAAGCUGCGAAACAUUGCCAUGCUCUUUGGUCACAUGUUUGGAGUCGACGCGUUGGGCUGGCACGCUAUGUCAGCCAUCCACAUGAACGAGGAUGAGACAACCUCUAGCAGCCGUAUCUUUGUCAAGAUUCUGUUCCAGCACAUUGUCGAGGAACUCGGCAUGUCGAAGCUCAAAGAGAGGAUGAACGACCCGACGCUGCGACCUCUGCUCGAGGGCUUGUUCCCACGCGACAAUCCUCGCAACAUACGGUUCUCCAUCAACUACUUUACCAGCAUCGGCAUGGGAGGUCUCACAGAAGAGAUGCGCGAGCAUCUGCAGAACAUGCCGAAGCCGGCGCUUCCCGCUCCUCCCGCCGACCAUUCAGAUUCCGAGUUCAUCAUACUCGGGGUCCCGCUCGCCGAGCCGGUCACGUUCGCUUUCUCGUUCUCGCUCACCAGUCUCACGAAGAAGCGACAGGUCAUAUUCGCGCUCCCCUCCCCCUCGAAACCAACGACGCCCGCGGUCGUACAGAGGCUCCUCUUCGCCACCACGCAACAGGCCUGCUGCCCGAGGGCGGUCUCUCUCGCGGUCGCCUACGCCGCCCCGUGA